AUGGCUGAUAUGGAAAAUGCGUCUUGUUGUGCGGAUGCUGCUUCCAUCAAAACAGGUAGAACAAUAUCUUGUCAUUUUGAAAAUGGAUUUUGUGGUUGGACUCCUGAUACAGUGGGUAAUAUAACAUGGAAAAGGAACAAAGGUAACUCUCCAGAUAGAUCUUCUGGUAUUAUUCACGACCACACGUUUCCAGAUAGUAAUACAAUAUCUGGUUAUUAUGUUUAUACGACUGGGUGGAAUACCUUAACAUCAGCCACGUUACUCAGUGACGUCUUUACCUUGUCAGCCCCGACUAACUUUACAUUCUGUGACCUCUGUGGUUAUACACCUAUAUCCGGUCAACCAGCUACUUGGGUACAGAUCAUCACUAAAGAUCCAUUACAUGGUAUUCCACCAACAACUGACGGAAAUUAUGCAUAUUUCAAAUCGAACUCGAUUAAUAUCCACAAUGGUGACACUAGAAGUUUAGUAUCACCCAAAUUAAAUAUAAAUGGUUGUAUUGACUUGGAAUUUUAUUAUAUUUUACCAUACACUGACACAAUGACUUUAUCAAUCAAAUUACAAGAAUCAGGAAAGAUAACUCUUGUUAAAGAUAUUACUGGAUUGAAUAUGAACAAAUGGCUAUACACGAAAAUAAACAAUAUUUGUGUGACCAAAAACACACAGACUUUAGAAUUAAACUACAUGCUCUCAUUAUAA
This is a messenger RNA of Lottia gigantea (owl limpet), 699 nucleotides long. RefSeq lists its product as hypothetical. Gene Ontology annotation, cellular component: membrane. Bases 1 to 699 code for a protein of 232 amino acids. The record is from RefSeq and is a predicted model, not a curated record. NCBI's taxonomy places the organism in Eukaryota, Metazoa, Mollusca, Gastropoda, Lottiidae. The transcript has 6 exons.